Messenger RNA from Camelus dromedarius (Arabian camel), 420 nucleotides. Its product is annotated as translationally-controlled tumor protein-like. Gene Ontology annotation, molecular function: calcium ion binding. The record is from RefSeq and is a predicted model, not a curated record. Lineage: Eukaryota; Metazoa; Chordata; Mammalia; Artiodactyla; Camelidae. The transcript has a single exon. Gene Ontology annotation, cellular component: cytoplasm. Bases 1 to 420 code for a protein of 139 amino acids.
AUGAUCAUCUACCGCGACCUCAACAGCCAUGAUGAGAUGUUCUCCGACAUCUACAAGAUCUGGGAGGUGGAGGGGGGGGAGACGGGCAGUAGGUCAGAGGGUAACAUUGACCACUCUCUUGUUGGUGGAAAUGCUUCUGCUGAAGGCCCCGAGGGCGAAGGCAGGGAAAGCACAGUAACCACUGGUGUCUAUAUUGUCAUGAACCAUCACUUGCAGGAAACCAGCUUCACAAAAGAAGCCUACAAGAAGUACAUCAGAGAUUACAUGAAGCCAAUCAAAGGGAAACUUGCAGAACAGAGACCAGAAAGAGUAAAACCUUUUAUGACAAGGGCUGCAGGACAAAUCAAGCACAUCCUUGCUAAUUUCAAAAACUAUGAGAGCUAUGAGUCAAAAUCCAUCUUUGGAGAAUGGGACUGGUAA